Messenger RNA from Tachysurus fulvidraco (yellow catfish), 2470 nucleotides. It is a transcript of the gene tfpia, whose product is annotated as tissue factor pathway inhibitor a. Gene Ontology annotation, cellular component: extracellular region. The record is from RefSeq and is a predicted model, not a curated record. NCBI's taxonomy places the organism in Eukaryota, Metazoa, Chordata, Actinopteri, Siluriformes, Bagridae. The coding region runs from base 78 to 938 and encodes 286 amino acids. The transcript has 7 exons. Gene Ontology annotation, molecular function: serine-type endopeptidase inhibitor activity. Gene Ontology annotation, biological process: negative regulation of peptidase activity.
GUUACUUCAUUUCGAUCCAGGAUUUAAGGAACUGAGUCGAGUUCAGGCAGGCACUGGCACAAUUUCAUUGUUUGCUCAUGGGCUUGGCAUGGACAUCAUUAAGAUCGGAUUUCAACGCUGUACUAAUCGUAAAUCCAGGAUUAGCCAUGUCUGUGACUCACUCAGAUGGAGAGCAGCCUCAGCGUAAGAUCUUCCAUCAAUGGUGUGCCCUGAAGAAGGACGAAGGGCCGUGCAAGGCCUUAAAGGACAGAUUCUACUUCGACAUGGAGAUGUUCCGCUGCGAGCCGUUCGAGUACGGAGGCUGUCAGGGCAACGAGAACAAUUUCGAGACCAUUGAAGAAUGUGAAGAAAUGUGUCUAGUGAAAACCAGUAAGAGUCCGUGUCAUCUAGGGGACGAGCCGGGCCCUUGCCGAGCCGUCGUACCUCGCUACUUCUUUGACAGCAAGGUGAACGAGUGCAGAUGCUUCUUCUACGGCGGCUGCUUCGGAAAUGCGAACAACUUCAAGACCCUUAAGGAAUGCAAGGACCGAUGCCAGCGUAAUGACACUGAGGAACCGCAGAACAGUCCGAUGGCUGAAGAGAAGAUAGAAUCGUACGGCCAGCCGAUCGUUCUAAGCGACGUUCACACCGAGAUUGCGUCUCACACACAGCCUCUGAAGCUGCCGAUGCCGGAGUCCAGCACGGAAACAGUAUUCGUUGCUCCCGAUUACUGUCAGAGUUUUUUGGACAAGGGCGAAUGUGGCGGCAUGGAGAGGAGAUUUUUCUACAACCCCAGAACUAGCCGCUGUCACGCCUUCCACUACAGCGGCUGCGGAGGAAACAAGAACAACUUUGUCCACAAGAGGAUGUGCAUGAAAACCUGCAUGAAAGAUUACAGGAGAAACGGCAGAAUACGAAUAAAGACCAAGAACUCCAACAUCUUAUUCCGCUCCAUCUGAGUCCCCUGAAUCCCGUCCGUACAUUUUCUGUUUACUGUGUAAUAUUAGUAUUAUAUAGAUCCAUAUCAAGUACGUACUUUAUUAUCCUAUGCUGUGUAUGUGUAUAUUUUUAGUAAUACUUAACAGCCAUUUAAAACGUAACCUUAAGUGCCUUUUUUUAUUCCAAUAUUCAACAUUUUUCUGCAUAGAUUUGAGAUUUUUUUGUUGUUCAUUUCAAAAGGUUGAGUUCAAAUCCCAGGACUGUCAGAGAGCCAACAUUGAGCACUGAGCCAUCAGUCACAGCUUUUAAGCCUUAUGUGGAUUAAAGCAUCUCAUAAACGAUAACCGCGUAUAGGGACAAACAUCAGGUUUUAGAGUGAAGCCAAAACGUCACUGACGCCCUCUGUUGGCUGGCUGCAGUACAGGAUUUAGCCCCGCCCAUUUCCUAGGAAGUAAGUGCCGUAAAAAAAAAUGUAGUGAGAAAGCAAUAAGAUAAAACGAACCAACCUGUAUAGCAACGCCCGGAGAGAACUCUGCUACAUUGCAUGUUACAUACUGUAACAUGAUUGGUUAGUGUUAGUUCAUAGAACUGGACACGAAUCUGGGGUUAACAUGUCUGAUAGAUCUUUGUUGAUAAAGAAUUCUGUGGUCGAGCACGUCAUGGCAAUCCAAAAAGAAAGCACGCCUCUUUAUUUUAAGAUGACGAUAGAUACACGCUCGAACUAAGACACGUAAAGCUCACACAGCUUCUGACUAUCUCUUAUGAUCGAUGACACUAUGAGCAGAACCCCCCCCACCCCCCCGCUUUCUUCUGACCACUGAGAAGACAUUUUGGUACGCUUUGAAAUUUUGCACUCUGAAAGCGAACAGGUCCAAGAAGAAAAUGCAAGUCUGAUAAAACUGUCGUCCCUUUUCUUAACUUUCUGUAAGUUAUUUGGUGAUUAAAAACAACUCGGUUGACUGAGAUUUUUGUGGAGACGACACUGUCUGGACUUCCAACACACACCUGAGGCCCAGCUUUGGCUUAAAAACAAAGUGAUAACUAACUAUUGACUGUAAGUUAACUUUGAAUAAAUUUCCUAUCCUGAUGAAUAACCUACAGCAGGCCUCAGAGGUCCGGAGAGCAUCGUGUGCAGAAAUAUAUUGUUUUAAGUAUAAAUAUCGACUACUGUUUAUUAGUAUAUUUUCAUUACGUCAGCUUCUUAUAGUUACAAAUCUGCGACUAGCUUGAUGGAUUAGCUAACAUCCACUAACUAGCUAAAAUCUAGCUUCAGUUUUGACCUGUGCAAACUCGGUCAAGGUUGGAAAAUUUAAACCGAGCCAGAUUUAAAGCUAAAGAACUUUACUAUUACUAGAACAAUUACUCAUCGAUACAGUCAUUGCUAUGAAAUGAAUCGGUGUAGAUUUCAGAAGUAUACCUGCGGUGUAAACGUGAACACAACGUGAAUGUGCACAAGCUACACCGCUUUAUUCUCUAUUCACUGUUUCUGUGUACUGUAUAUAUAGUAUAUUUGUUUUACUUACUUAUGGUCAAAUAAAAAAAUGGUGUGGUC